AUGUCGAAACGCUACGACGUCUCCUGUGAGAUCCUGGGGCGGGAAACUGGAAAGCCCAGACCGCAGCUGCAGGCGAUCCUCAAGUCUAUGAGGCGCCCCAUCCACGAGAUCCACGGCCUGGACGCAGAGCACUGGUACGCCGCUGUGGACCGUGCCCGCUCGGCGGCGCCUCGGGCCCGGACCGGUCGGUGCGUUCGGGCCCUUCAUUCGGUCGGUCGCAGAAGCGAGCCGAAAUCGGAACGGAAAGGUGGGGUGACCUUUUUGCGGCAUUUGGUCUACUGCGCGGGUUCAUGGGAUUCGGAGUAA
Molecule: messenger RNA, 306 nt
Organism: Durusdinium trenchii
Lineage: Eukaryota; Dinophyceae; Suessiales; Symbiodiniaceae
Source: the annotation of a GenBank genome assembly